Klebsormidium nitens is the source of this 723-nucleotide messenger RNA. The record is from the annotation of a GenBank genome assembly. Lineage: Eukaryota; Viridiplantae; Streptophyta; Klebsormidiophyceae; Klebsormidiales; Klebsormidiaceae.
AUGAUGGCAGAGUCACCUAGGAACCGAGAGUCCAGGCUAUGGAUCAAUGCCAAUGGAAAUGCCACCCUCUUUGCAGACAAAAUCCUUCUGCAAGUAGUGCGUCUCUGCAACCCCUUCUCCGCCUACCCAAACCAGUGCUUUAACAGCGGCGGGUCCCAGUCCAUCUGCUGCUCCAACUCCUGUCCCACCGCCCCCUCCUCAACCCCCCUCUGUGCCGACAAUGUCCCGGGGGUCUCUCCCACUGUGAACACCCCCAAUGCCACGACCCCCGCUCCAACCACUGGCGCCCCCUCCCCCACCUCCCCCUCUUCCACUAACCCCGCCCCUACAACCCCCUCCCCGACUGUCGCACCCGCCCCUGCGCCUGCGUCUGUGAACUAUACGGGCUUCCCGGAGUUUGCUCCCGCUUCCACUGCUGACGUCAGCAGCUUCCAGGACACGUACCACCCCACGCUCAAGUUUGCCGUGAUUGGAGAUGUGGGCCGUGUUGGAGGCCAACCCUCUGAGGGCGCCCCUCAGUGCCCAGCCUCCCUCUUCUCCGACAAUGACACCGUUGGCGGCGAGCUGCAGCUUACCACCGCCAAGCUCCUGGCCGGUGAGUGCGACGCCCAGAAGUGCGCUUUCAUCGUCAACACGGGCGACAACUUCUACGAAUGCGGAGUGUACACGGGCGACACCACCCGUCUCAAGACCGACAUCUUCGACGUCUACAACCCCUACUAA